UCGAGGAAUUCUGCGCCGGCCUGGGCUUUCCGAACUGGAGUCCAGAUCUUACAUAAAAUGGAUGUUUUCACACUGUAUACUGAACAUUUAAGUAGAGAAUCUAUUUAAUAAAAUCUAAGCUGCCAUGGAAGAAAUACCAGUAAAAGUUGCCGUAAGAAUUAGACCUCUGCUUUGUAAAGAAGUUCUUCAUAAUCAUCAAGUUUGUGUGAGAGUUAUUCCAAACACCCAGCAAAUUAUCAUUGGGAGAGAUAGAGUUUUUACUUUUGAUUUUGUUUUUGGUAAAAAUUCCACUCAAGAUGAAGUUUAUAAUACGUGUAUAAAGCCCUUAGUGUUAUCACUCAUUGACGGCUAUAACGCAACUGUUUUUGCCUAUGGACAGACUGGAUCUGGGAAGACAUACACCAUUGGAGGAGGCCAUAUUGCUUCAGUUGCAGAGGGUCAAAAGGGUAUCAUUCCUCGAGCUAUCCAAGAAAUAUUUCAAAGCAUCACUGAAAAUCCUAGUAUUGACUUUAAUAUAAAAGUAUCCUAUAUAGAAGUAUACAAGGAAGACCUAAGAGAUCUUCUUGAGUUGGAGACAUCCAUGAAAGAUCUUCACAUCCGAGAAGAUGAAAAAGGAAACACAGUGCUUGUUGGGGCCAAGGAAUGCCAUGUGGAGAGUGUGGAUGAGGUGAUGAGUCUUCUGGAGGUGGGGAAUGCGGCCAGACAUACAGGUACCACCCAGAUGAAUGAACACUCCAGUAGAUCACAUGCAAUUUUUACAAUCAGCAUUUGUCAAAUUGAGAAAAAUUCAGAAGCAGCUGAAGAUGAAUUAUGGUAUUCACAUCGGCAAACUGUCUCCAAGUUCCAUUUUGUAGAUUUGGCUGGAUCAGAGAGAGUGACCAAAACCGGGAAUACCAGUGAAUGGUUCAAAGAAUCCAUUCAAAUCAACAGUGGCUUGCUGGCUUUGGGAAAUGUAAUAAGUGCUCUUGGACACCCACGCAGGAAGAGUUCACAUAUCCCAUACAGGGAUGCUAAAAUUACUCGGCUUCUGAAAGAUUCCCUGGGAGGCAGGGCCAAGACUGUCAUGAUCACCUGUGUUAGCCCAUCUUCCUCGGACUUUGAUGAGUCCUUAAAUUCUCUCAAAUAUGCCAACAGAGCACGGAACAUUAGAAACAAACCCACUUUAAACUUUAGCCCAGAAUCAGACCGAAUGGAUGAAAUGGAAUUUGAAAUUAAGUUGCUGCGACAAGCUUUGCAAAGCCAGCAGGCAAGUAUCAGCCGAACUAGCCAGAUCCAUCAAGAGGGCGCUCCUGGUAAAAACAGGAUUCAUUCUCUUGAGGAGCAAGUAGCUCAGCUACAAGAGGAGUGUCAGGGCUACCAAAAUUGUGUAGAGGAGGCCUUUACCUUCCUCGUGGAUUUAAAAGAUUCUGUCAGACUAAACCAAAAGCAGCAGCACAAACUGCAGGAGUGGUUUAACAUGACCCAAAAGGUCAGGAAGGCUGUCCUCACUUCAUUCCGAGGGAUCCAAGGCAUUGAAAAUCUGGAAGAGGGACCACAGCAUAUUACAGUUCUCCAGCUGAAGAGAAAGCUUAAGAAAUACCAG
Molecule: messenger RNA, 1582 nt
Organism: Castor canadensis (American beaver)
Lineage: Eukaryota; Metazoa; Chordata; Mammalia; Rodentia; Castoridae
Source: RefSeq, a predicted model, not a curated record